Myodes glareolus (Bank vole) is the source of this 1839-nucleotide messenger RNA. It is a transcript of the gene Alkbh4, whose product is annotated as alkB homolog 4, lysine demethylase. The record is from RefSeq and is a predicted model, not a curated record. Lineage: Eukaryota; Metazoa; Chordata; Mammalia; Rodentia; Cricetidae. Gene Ontology annotation, cellular component: midbody; contractile ring. Gene Ontology annotation, molecular function: actin binding; demethylase activity; oxidoreductase activity. Gene Ontology annotation, biological process: protein demethylation; actomyosin structure organization.
CGCCUCGCGCCUGCGCUUUGGCUACUUGGAAGGCGCUAUGGCGGCUACAACAGCCGAAGCUGCGGCGGUUCAAGCGACUCAAUUGCAGGCUUGCGGCUGCAAGGGCAUCCGGACUUGUCUUAUUUGCGAGAGACAGCGCCACGGGCCCCCGCCCUGGCAGAUCUCCCCUCAGAAAAAAUACCAUUUCCUUUACUGCCCGGACACAGGCUGGGCCAUGGGGCCCCAGGACUCUGACUUUGAAGGUUGGGCCUUCCCGUUCCCGGGUGUGACGCUGAUAGAGGACUUUGUGACCCCAGAGGAAGAGGCUGAGAUGGUGCGGCUGAUGGACAGUGACCCCUGGAAGCUCUCUCAGUCUGGGCGGAGGAAACAGGACUACGGCCCGAAGGUCAAUUUUCGGAAGCAGAAGCUGAAGAUGGCUGGCUUCCAGGGUCUCCCCAGCUUCAGCCAGAAGGUGGUCCAGAGAAUGGGCCUCUACCAGGGACUGGAGGACUUCCAGCCUGUAGAACAGUGUAAUCUGGACUACAACCCAGAGCGGGGCUCGGCCAUCGACCCCCACCUGGAUGAUGCCUGGCUGUGGGGCGAGCGGCUGGUAAGCCUCAACCUCCUGUCAGCCACCGUGGUGUCCAUGUCCUGUGAAGCCCCUGGCAGCCUGCUGCUCCACUCGGCCCCCUCCAUCGGACCUGAUGCUCCUGAGGGCAGCGUCGUGGCCUCUAGCCGGUCUGUCCCCUGCCAGGAGGUGGAGGUAGCCAUCUCUGUGCCCUGCCGCUCUCUGCUGGUGCUCACAGGGGCUGCACGGCACCAGUGGGCACAUGCCAUCCACCGCAGACACAUCAAGGCUCGCCGUAUCUGUGCCACCUUCAGAGAGCUGGCCAGCGAGUUCCUGCCUGGGGGGAAACAGCAAGAACUGGGGCACGAGCUGCUGCAGGCUGCACUUUCCUUCCAAGGAAGACCCGUGUGAGCACAUCCCUGGGGAAGCAUGGACACAACAGCUGGCACCGGGCUGGCUGGAAACACGCUCCAGCGUAACCAUUAAGGGAGCGAACACUGAGCUCUCUCCACAGCUCAUUAGAGUCUUUUUUUUUUUUGGAGACAAGGUCUUAUGUAGCCUAGGCUGCCUUCAAAUGGAUUCUGUAGCCAAGGAAGAUCCUUCUGCCGCCACUUCCUAAGUGCCUGGAUUACUGGUGUGCACUGUCAGGCCUGGCUUUAUCAUGGUUGCUUGGUUUCUCUUCUUUUUGAACAGGGUCUCUGACCUAGACUGGCCUCAAACUCCCUUUAUAGCCAAGGAUGACUUUGAACUUCUGAUCAUCUGCCUCUACCUCCUGAAUGCUGGGAUUGCCAGUGUGCACCCCCACGCUCAGUUUUGUUUUGUUUUUUUUUUUAGGUACUGGGCUAGAACCCAGGGCUUGCUGCUUGUUAAGCAAGCGCUCUGCCAACAAAGCUAGACCCCUACCCUGUUGGGUUUUUUGAGACAGGGUCUCAUGUGGACCAGGCAGGCCUGGACACUGUGUAGCCUGGCUUUGAACUCCAGAUGUCAUGAACAUCACAUUCCCUGUCUGGAGCUGGUUCUGAUGGACCUGGAUCUUGGCUGCUCUUUGGGUUAUGUAAUUUGUCACAGUUUGAAGGGAUUCGGUCUUUUAAAACCUCAGUAUCUGGGAGAAGCAAGAUGGCUCCGUGGGUAAAGGCGCAACACCAAGCCUGACUGCCUGAGUUGUCUUUGGAAUCCAUGUGGUCAGGGACUGAACCAACUCCUGGAGUCCUCCUCUGGCCUCCACACACUCUGCCCCCUAAUAAACUUUAUAAUAAAAGAGAAAACAGAAAAACUUGCUGCCAUGUGAAAUG